This is a messenger RNA of Peronospora farinosa, 1035 nucleotides long. NCBI's taxonomy places the organism in Eukaryota, Oomycota, Peronosporomycetes, Peronosporales, Peronosporaceae. The record is from the annotation of a GenBank genome assembly.
AUGUCGUCGUCAGACCUGAAUUUCCAGGACGAUGCAUGGCUGCUAGUGGAGCCCAAAAGGACCUUUUGCUCACCUCGUUAUCGCCAGGAACGUUUUUUAGUACGUUGUCAAGCUCUGACGUUCUGGAGCCAACCUCAAACUGUGCUACAAUUGGGUCAAAUUGAGUAUUUGGUCCUCAAUUGCGAUGCAGCCGACGCGUGCAAGCGCAGCGGAGACUUAAAGGAGACGAAGAAGCUACUGCAAUUGUCUGUGAGGCCAUUGGAUGACGUGAGACGCACUCAGUUGUACCACACGUCAGCUCAUGCUCAAGUCCUUGAGGUUUUUGUGGAUGGGGAAGGGACGAGGGAGCUGCUAUUGCGCUGUCUACGAGGAGAAAAAAAUGAGAAGAAGCUGUUGGAUGACGCCUUUGAAUCCUUGGUAAGAGCACAGCAGAGCAGAGAUAAGGAGACGGCUAUUGGACUUUAUAAGGAGGCAGAGAGAGGUUUCGGGGAGGCUGAGAAAGUCGUGGAUGCCAGAUCGAGAGAGCUGUUGAGAGAAAGGAGAGGAGACUUGCAGAGGACAAUUAGAGAGCUGGAGGAGGAGGUACAGGAAGGAAUAAGGAAUGCUGUUGCUGGUGUUGUGCCGAAGAAAGUGACGUUGAUCUCCCAGACGAUAGAUAUCAGUGCGCGAUUAGAGGAGUUGCGUCGCUUUGCUGCUAAACAGGAUGACGCGAACGCUUUGCAGGGGAAUCGUGCGAAUCUGACAGGUCGAUUGGCAGCACUGAAGAACGAAAAGGCACAAUCUGCAAUGCCAGUGGAUGUCUUGACGGAGAGGCUGCGGCGACUACGAGGAUAUAUUGGGCCAGACGAAGGUGCACCUGUGGUUGGAAGUAGUGGAGUAGAGCGGAUGAGCGCGGUGGAUCGUGUUAUUCAGCAGGUGGUAGACGAAAUUGCUUUCGAUAUUGAGGAUGAAGAUUUUGAUGUGGAUGAGACAGUGGAGGAAAGUGACAGUUCGAGUUAUGGCAGCAGCCAUGUCAGCAAGAGUAGCAAGUUUUGA